Molecule: messenger RNA, 1138 nt
Organism: Cyprinodon variegatus (sheepshead minnow)
Lineage: Eukaryota; Metazoa; Chordata; Actinopteri; Cyprinodontiformes; Cyprinodontidae
Gene: pou2af3
Product: colorectal cancer associated 2
Exons: 5
Coding region: 362-1030 (222 amino acids)
Molecular function (GO): DNA binding; POU domain binding
Source: RefSeq, a predicted model, not a curated record
AGAGAAAAUCAUAAAACUAUCAAAGUACUUUUAUAAAUCCGCGUUAAAACGCUUUUUAACUCCUCGGCGCACAAUCCCGCAUUCAUAGUAUUUUCCUUUGUUUUCUCGAUUGAUCGCUUUCCUGGCGCUCAUCUAAUUUUGUUUAUAUGAGUUUAACCAAACGAAUCGGAGGAGCUUUUAAACCACAAAUGGUGUUUUUUAUAUCAAGAAUAUAUAUUCUGCUCGCUUUUAUGAAAAGCCAAGGGUGUACCAGGGCGUCCGGGUAAAGACCACAGUGAAAGAGCUGCUGCAGAGACACCGAGCCCGGGAGGCCAGCAGUAAGAAGCUCCAAACGGUUUACUUGGAACAAAAAGAGCCUUGCAUGCCCACCCCUCCAAGUCGCCAGGAGGAGCCUCCUCUUUCAGCCCCUUUGGCAGAGAUGGGCUCGCGAGCCCUGCAGCUGUGCGCGCCCUCCUUCUCUGCCCCUGACAGCUCGUGCAGCAUGCACGUGCAGGCGGCUGUUUUCGGCGACCCCCAGCAGCAGCAGCAGUUUGGAGACGUGAUGCUGCCCAGCAACGGCUACAGCUUCAGCCCCAGAGGAGGCAUGGACUACAGCUCCCCCAUGGCCUCCCUUCCCACCUCCUCCCCUCUGCCCUGGAACCACGCUCUGUCCUCCGAUGUGGACUACUACGGCCAGGGAAUGGCUGCCUACUCCUCAUCCGAGUCCCUGACGCUCUGCAACCCCCUGGAUCCCAACAGCUACUCCCCACAGGACUCCUUCUCUUCUUCCUCCUCAUCUUGCUACGACUCGCCUACUAGGAUGGAGUCCAGCUUCCACAGCUUCCCCUUGGAAAACUACUCCUACCAGCAAUGCGGCUCCCAUCAGGACUUUAUGCCGGGCUGCUGGCCGGCCCAGCAGGAGAGCAUCCCUGUCCCUGAAUACACCCCUUAUUACACCCCCACAGACUAUCCCUACAUCCCACCUGUGGAGGAAAGCUACGCCAGGAAGGAUUUUUCUCUGGGCUCUGAAAUGUGUUAUAACGUUCUAUGAUGAGGCUUUCUGCAGUAUUACUAUGACUCUCCUCCUACUUAGCAGGCCUGUUUGCUUUAAUGGUCUGCUUUGCAUUUCAGUUUGAUCUCUAAACAGCAAUUGCUGCUG